UUUUUUAGUAUUGGGAAAAGCUCAUGUAUUGAAAGGCAACUGAAGCACUCACCACUGACUUGGCUUAGAUGUUGAAUGCCAAAUGUGUAGCUGGAAUUAGGAGGAAAAUUUGUGUCGACGUUUAACCACUUUGCCAAAAUGCAAAAGGAAAACAGCAAAGAAGUGCCUCUGCGUUUAGUUUUGCAAGGCCCCGUUGAAAAUGAAGAAGUACUCCCCACCUGCAUCGUUAAACAGGAGAAUGAUUCGACAGACAACACUGGCCAGCUUGCAUCCCCUACGUUCGAAUUACCUCUGAAAUACCACAUGAUUCAUGGCGAAGAUGGAACAAACGUGCCCCUUAUGAAACGUGUUAAACUGGAAAAUGAUGAUUCAUCUUUCUUGGAGAAUGAAGUAAGUCUUUCGUGUUCAAGCAAAACCAGCUUGUUCAAUAUUGUCAGUGAAGUGGCUCAGUGGCUUGAAAACAAAACGACUACUCCGUCCUUUGAUUCAAAUAAAGAUUCUGGACUAGGCAUUGCAAAUAAUAGGAAUCCAUUGGUACAAAACGACUCUAAAAGUCUUGAAAGCACCGGAGGACAGUUAGAAGACUUAUCUCGUAGUAUUAAAGUGAAUGAGGGUACUACUGGUCAUGAGGAUUUUGAGUCUCCGCUGACCACCAUUAAUAGUUACAACGAUGCGGACAAAUCUGGCCUGCCAUCUGGGGAGCUAGGUCAAGCUGUGACAACAACACCGACUCCAAGAACAAUUAAGAGCCUUAACUCUGGAGUUCAUGAAGGUUUUGCAUUUGAUCAUGUCUUAUUGCCUAAAGUUGUUAGCGUGCGCUCAGUAUUAUCAACAUCGAGUUCACCCGCAGCUGAAUUAAUUCCUAAUUUGCAACAGACAAGUUCACCAAUACCCCAUGGGAAGGCUUUCCCCGAUCAACGUACUGCUGAAGUAAUUUGUUGUGACGAGGAAGAAGCUGCUGAUGCUCAUCAAUUAAGUGCGGAUGCUUCUGUGACCUCGAAUGACAGUCUCCCGGAAAACUCUAAUACAAAAGUUCAGUCACCGAAACACAACGAUCUCUUACUGACCUUCACCCAGGAAGAUGGAAAAAAAGAUAUGUUUCUCGUGAUAAAAGACGAAGUGUUUGCUGUGCAACGUUUUUAUUAUAGAGGAGAGUCGUAUUUAAUUCACACUGACAGCAAAGGAAAGAAAACUGUUUUAGCCAAAGCACAGAGAGAGAAAGACGCAGGAUCCCAAAGUAAAAGCGGUGUACUUGCAUCUGUUGGCGAGACGGUCUUAAUUCAGCGAGGUAAGACGAGGUAUAUUUCGUCAUCUGCUAUGAGGCAGUCAAGAAACAUGCCAUGCCAAGAGAACUCCACGCAGAAAUCUAGGGAAGUACGGUGGACUAUUCACCCAGCGUUGCGAAGAAGUUCUGUUCAAACGUCUCAAACAAACGCGAGAGAGACGGUAUACAUACCUACAAAAGCAAAUGAGUCUCAUCCUGUCAGCAGUAGCACGAAAGUGCCAAACAAGCCGCCUCUGAUUCACAUAAAUCGAAAAAGUGCCGAAUCAUCGGAGUACGUGUGCGGACCUCAAGGUGAGCCGGAAAAAUCGCCUGCUGGUCAGCUACGUCUUCCUGCUCAAGCUAGUGAAGAACGACAGAACUCGCUCAUCAAUGGUUUACUUCAAAACUUAAAUGCUGACAAUCGUUCAAGAGCACAUUUUCCUUCGAGAGCUGUUAACGCCCCAUCGGAUAGAUGGUUUAAUCAACCAUCUAACGUCAAUAGAGAUAUCGUGACUAGAAUUGAUCUCAGCUGCGAUGAGGAGAUUGUAAACGGUCCUAAUCUGCGUUGCAACUCCGGAACUCAAAGUACCCUCGGUCACGGUCGGAAGGGUUAUCUGACUACAGAAACUAUCGACCGUGGGUUACUUGCUCUCGAUAAAAGAACAAGGACUCCUUCAGUAGGAAAUGAGAGAACAGUCGACAGCAGAUGUGAGUCGCUAAAGUGCAUCACUGAUAACUUUGCAUCAAAUGAGAAACCCGUCCAACAAACUUUGACUAAUCCCUUAGGUUUUUCGGACUCCUCUAGUAGGGAAAUUGAAGCCACAAGAUAUUCCUAUGAUGCUAUAAAUAAGCGGCCUAACAAAAGUGCACUCAAUGGUAGAUAUCAACAGAUGAGAAACGUAACUCAAAGACUUGGUAGCGCCGUCUCUUUGUCACAAGAAAAUGCCGAAAGCCAUACCAUUAGGAACAAAAAUACAGAUCGCAGUGAUCAGAGAACUCACCCAAAUCAGUCGAAUUUUUAUAACGGCUGCCUUCCACUCCUCCAACCUCGUUCCACCGUACCUGAUCGCAGUUUUGAUUCGUUACAAGGCAAUUUUCGAUCUCGCGCCUAUGGAGUAGCUAAAGGAAAAAGCAAAAUAUUGGAGAUACUCGAAUCAUGGAAACGGCGCCGACAAUCGAAUGUCUCAAAUAAAGACUGUCAAGUGCUAAGACAGCUUUUAAACAGAACCCAUCAAUCAGUCAGUUCUGUUCAAAACAACAGUCAGGUGAAUAAAUCUCAAAGCGCAACAACAGCGGGCAAAAAUACACAAGGAAUUUGUAAAGCUUCAUCUACCAAAAGUGUCACUCCAAUAAUUACCCAGGUUUCGUAUGGUUUAAGUGCUAACUCUAAAGCUGGAGGUUUCCUUCUUCCAAAGAAAUCUGCAACAGCGCUUGUAAUCAAUCAGGGGCGUCCUAUUUACGUUGAUGCGACCAACUCGAUCAUUGACGAAGGAUGGAGAUUAGGGAACGUUGGUCAGCGGUUUUUAAAUGUAGGAAACACGGUUUCAGGUCUUAAUUCAAAUAUUUCCGGAAAUGUCACAAUAUCACAGCCAGUCUCUCUAGGUAGUAGUGUGAGUCAAAACGAAGUACGCCAGAUGAACAGUGGCUUAACUUUAGGUCAGCAGUUAUCUAACAGCACAACUUCUUCAACGACUAGUUCAUUAACAACGGAUCAGCGCCUUGACACUUCGCUUGCGCAAUUUUCUGCCUCAAAACUCGACGAACACCGUAUUGUCAAUAACAUAUUAAAACCAGUCAAUACUUCUAUUUUAGGAACUGAAACAGCUGUGAUCUCGGGUGGAAAACAGAGUUAUAUAUGUGAAGGCACAUCAAACGCUGCUAAGCUGAGGGCGAUUACCAAGGGAAGGGUGAUUGAUGAGCCACGUGAGUUUGUUAAGCCAGGCGUGGUCGCCAAGGCAGGAGAGGCUGCUAAGCGACACGAGGUAAUCGAAAUAGCAGAUUCGCCCCCAAGUUCAGACAGCACUAACUCUAAUUGUAACGUGACAACUGAUUGUGAAAUUAAGGAAACUGAGUGCACGAUUGUUGGUGAACCAUCAAGUUCCAUAGCACAACUUCAGAGUUGUGUGGAGCAACUUCCACCGCUUGCCGGUAAAGCAAACAAAGCAGCAAAUGAACUUCAAACGUGCAAUCCAUCGAUAGCCCCGCAUUCAACCAAUCAGAAAAAAGCAGGAAAAGGAGCGCCGAGGUUAAAGGAGGAAGAGGCGGCGAAGAUUCGCAACGAGGCGUUGAGAGAUGAACUUGUUAAAAAGAUUAAUAACACACGCGAGAGAUUCGAGCAAGAAGAAAUCGAAUGGAAGAAGUCUCGGCUGAGUAGACUGAAAAUGGUGCUCAUGAGGAAACUGGCUAAGCUUCCUGGAAGUGAUAUUAUUGUAGAUGACGAAUGAAAUCCGGUAUUUGACCAGAACCUGUAUUCCGAGCACUAAAAACAUUUUUUUCUAAUUUCAAAUAAGCCUUCCUGGCCACGUAUUUGAGUGAAAAUUUCUUUGCGUCCAAACAUGCUUUCAAUCAAAUGGUUUCUCUGGCAUGCAGAUGAAACUCUUCUGAAGUGGCCGUAUAAAUUCAAAUUAAUUAGCGAUUUGUUUUGGCUGAAUCCUCGAUUUUUUGACCUUCCGGCGUCCGGGGAAAGUUGUUCAACACUGAACCCUUAAGUUGGAUGCGCACGUUUGUAGAUUCCUCUUAUCAGUCCUGAUCCAUUACGCUGCAAAAACCUACUUCAGUGUGCUUUCUAUCAUUACUGCAUAAAAUGCGAGAAAAACGGUGUCACAGUUUGUUGAGAUUUAUUUUGAAAACCCCUGAAAACAACAAAAAAUUCAAAUGAAAAUAAAGCUAAUUUACCUGCGUGCAAA
Pocillopora damicornis (cauliflower coral) is the source of this 4170-nucleotide messenger RNA. RefSeq lists its product as uncharacterized. The record is from RefSeq and is a predicted model, not a curated record. NCBI's taxonomy places the organism in Eukaryota, Metazoa, Cnidaria, Anthozoa, Scleractinia, Pocilloporidae.